Messenger RNA from Phragmites australis (common reed), 2494 nucleotides. RefSeq lists its product as uncharacterized. Bases 19 to 513 code for a protein of 164 amino acids. The record is from RefSeq and is a predicted model, not a curated record. NCBI's taxonomy places the organism in Eukaryota, Viridiplantae, Streptophyta, Magnoliopsida, Poales, Poaceae. The transcript is spliced from 3 exons.
ACUAGCGUUGAAGUUUGAAUGCCUAAUCCAGCAAUCCGGGUCCGCUACUGCCUCCGGUCGUUCCUCGGCGGCCCGCACUCACCUCCGCCGCCGCGACGUCAGCCGGAGCUGCUCGCGCCGUUCGACCUCUCCCGCCUCCGCGUCACGCUCUCAUCCCACCCGCUCACCCCGCGCCGCCUCGCCCGCCUCCUCGCGCUCCCGCUCUCCCCGGCCACCUCCCUCCUCCUCGACUGGUACGCCGCCUUCCACCCCCCGCUCUCCCUCUCCUCCCUCCCGCUGCGCCCCCUCCUCGCUGCCGACGACCCCGACCGUACACUCGCCCUCCUCGACUCCCUCCCGGCCUCCCGCAUGCCCCCUCUCCGCGAGUCCCUCCUGCUCCCGCUCCCGCUCUUCCGCUCCCUGCCCGCCGGCCGCGCUCUCCACCUGCUCGACCAAAUGUCCCGAAGCCCCGUCACGAGCACAGAAGCCCCGUCGUGCCCACCCCCGAGCGCAGGAGAAACACAUCAGUUCUAGAUGUCCCCUCCGCCGCCGACCUGCCGUGGUCGCCUUCCUUGCCUGCAAGAUCGACCAACGGAUCGGGUCAGCAAGCGCGACAACGAGGGAGAUUCGACAAUGGCGAGCACUACGGGUUCUGCUAUCGCGAAGGGAGAUUCGAAGACUGCGAGCACUACGGGUUCUGCUAUCUCUGGAUCCCCUAUCCGUUUCACCCCGCGCGGUUCCAUGCUACAUGGAAAUGUCAACGAGUUCCACGGGUUUUGCUAUCCAUGUAAGAUCGGAUCAGAUCUGAGAGUAGUUUGGUUGGGUUCUUUCUACUUCUUGGUGGUAUUUACAUCGGGGUUUGAUUGAUUCCUUGGAGCAUAUUUGUACCUCUACGUCUGAAUGACAGUCUUUGGCUAGACCAUUCUUUUGAGCACGUUGAUCUUUCCAUCUCUUUUCUUUUGGAUUAACAGUUAUUCUCAUGUUGAAAUUGCUUUGAAAAUUGUUUCGUGUCCUUUGCCAAAAUUGUUUCAUGUCCUUGGCUUACAGUCUUUUCAAUGAUUUAUACAAUGAUAAUGUAGAACAAUCUUUGCAAUGGUCCACACAAAAACAUCAGACUUACAAUCAAUGGUUAGUCAGGAUAAUUAAUGAAAAAGAAGAUCAUGGAGGAGGCACAGAAGGUCCUCAAAUGCUCCAUGUGAGUAUGUGAAAUGACAAACAUUGGCUAGACCUUUCUUUUGAGCACGCUGAUCUUUCCAUCUCUUUUCUUUUGGAUUAACAGUUAUUCUCAUGUUGAAAUUGCUUUGAAAAUUGUUUCAUGUCCCUGGCCAACAGUCUUUUCAAUGAUUUAUAUAAUAAUAAUAAUGUAGAACAAUCUUUGCAAUGAUCCACACAAAAACAUCAGAUUUACAAUCGAUGGUUAGUCAGGAUAAUUAAUGAAAAAGACUACGGGGCAUGCUUUGCACUAUCUGAACUAUUGAGUGGUGGUGGGCAUAGUACGUCGUCUUUAGAUUGUUGGAAUUUAAUUAACAGACAUUACCAUUCAGUUCAGGUAGUGAGUUAUCAGAUUGUGGUGAAAAUUGUUACUAGCAGACAGAAUUUUGUCAGUUAAGAGAACUCAUUGCAGGAUAGUUUUUAUCCUAUAGUUGCUCAAGGUGGCCUUGGCUUGUGAAGAGUUUGAUUUAUGUCUUGAACUCGAUUUUCUCCGAAGAUUGUGCACUUAUGCUAUGGUGUGACUGAACAUUUGUAAAAUUGCUUGGAUAGUUCAAUAAUUAUUUUUAGAAGUAUGAAAACAAUUCGAUGCUGUGACACUGAUGGAAUUCGCCUAUUUUGUGGUAGAAGGAAAAUAGCUUUGACCUAAACUGGUUUGAUUUUUUCUCAUCAGAAAACUUAUCACUCUGGUUCUAUAAACUCUUCAUCCACGGCCAGGCCUCUCUCAAUCUCUCUCCAAUUCUAUUAACACACGCCUUCAUCCAAGGCCAGGUGUUGCUGCCCGUCAUCUCUGCUAUUAUGUCAAAUUAUAACUUUGUGCAAGUCCACUUGCUUUAUUGAAGUGAGAAGAGAGCUGCUGAUACUGCCAUACCAUGUGCUUCGUUCAGUCGAGCGAAGCUAAUGUUUGCUGGUGGUGCGCAUCCCUGAAGGUGGAUAGGUGGUGUUGGGCGUGGACCCUCUGCUGUUUCUCUGGGCCACUAACACGUAAGGUCAGAUCCGUAUGUAUUGAGCGUGCGUUACGACAGAGGAUCCGUAUCCAAUGGUGUUGUGGUGGGGUAGAAGGAAGAAGCUUCGGCAGUUCGGGAUGGGUCACGGUCACUGGAUGGAGAACUGAGAAGGCGAUUUGGCCCACGUGAAUUCUUGUUUAAUUUGGUUCAUAUAUGCCUCAAUAUGCUAGUAUCUGAGCUCAGCCGACAAUUUGAUAAGUAGGUUGAUGUUUCCUUGUCCUUGAGCACAACAUGAUCCGUUUGUGUUCAGGUUGUAAGGGAACUGCAAUUCACCAAUGUAGGAAAUUUAUUUUGCGCCU